Penaeus vannamei (Pacific white shrimp) is the source of this 830-nucleotide messenger RNA. The record is from RefSeq and is a predicted model, not a curated record. NCBI's taxonomy places the organism in Eukaryota, Metazoa, Arthropoda, Malacostraca, Decapoda, Penaeidae.
AUGAGCGCUGGGUCGAGCGAAAGGUCAGUCGUGACUGAAAGGAGAUCUGGAGAGGUUCGUUCUCGUCACAGGACAGUAAAGAAAAUGCGUUUGUUUGGGUUUCUUCCCGUUUUCUUCGCCGCGGCGGUGCUCAGCGGUGUCGAUGGAGGGAGAGAAAAGAGAUACUUGUUUAUUAAUACGGAAGCGCCUAUUACACUCGGUUUUAUUCUCAACAUGCCCAUCUCCCUGGCCCUACCGACCCUGGCUUCUGUGAACGGCCGCUCCCUGCAGUUCCUGACGCUGGCAGAAGGGGAUGAGAUUCCCGACGACCUGCUGUGGGAGCCUGCCUACGAAGAGCAGUUGGGAAGGCUUAGUGCCUAUUUUGCUCAUCUCGAGCUUCCUACUCUGUCCUGCCAAGAGCGACUCCUUUGCGAAUUGGCUGCUGAUCCAGACAGUUUUUCGCCCAUCGGGGAGAUCUUCAUGAAGGAGCUGAGGCUCAACCAUGGCCCCGUGAAAACCACAUCAGACUCCCUCAUGUGGCGUUAUAUUUCCUCAGCAAGAGAAGGGUUUGGGUCAGUCAGUGGACAGUGUGCAGUCUCCUUCCCCAUUUGCCCAUACGCUCCAGACAGGAUUCUUAACAUGCCAGUUUUGAAGGUGUGGCAGUAUAUUUCCGAAAGGUUGAAUCUUCAGCUGGUAUGAGUUGGUAUUUUAAAUGGGUUUUGACUUUAUGAAGUGAUGUUGGAUGUCUUUAGAAAUUAUUUUUGAGUUAUAGAGUAAUUUAUUGAAUGGUUAAGAAUUGUGUUGAGUAUGUAGAGUAACAAUAGAUUUUUUUUUUUUUUUUCAUUGUCUGU